GGUAUGAUGUUAUCUCUGCCUCUGAUACUAAAUAUAUAGUCAGCAGUCCAACCAGCAGCCCUGAGACAUACACAGUUCAUACCAAAGCAACAUGUAUGCUGUCGUGUUGGAAAACAUUUUCUUGUUAGUGCUGGUCACUCUCCUCAGCGUGGUCCAGAAUGUAUUCUUCGCACUGAAGGUUGAGAAAGAGUGUAAAGCCAAUCAAUCUAAACUUCAUUCUGCAACUUUUGAGCGCUUGUCCUGUGCCAAUCGAAACUGCAUGGAUACUUACCCCACAUUCCUGGCAGUACUGUGGUGCGCUGGUAUCUGCCUCAGUCAAGCUCCGGCUGCCUUUGCUGGUAUUAUUUAUCUAGUGGUCCGACAGAAGUACUUUGUGGGCUACUUGGGGCAAAGUUGCCAGAGCAUACCUGGCUUCCUGUUUGGGAAACGUAUCCUCUUUUUUCUGUCACUCAUGUGUAUUGUGGGAAUCAUAAAUUACCUGCUGCUCUCCUAUGGUAGCAGUGACUACAAAGACUACAUUCAGACCAUCACCAAAGCAGCAUCAACCCUCCUGCUCUUGCCAUGAGCUGUGACAACCCUUGAGCUAUAAUAGUAAAUGUGAAGACAUUGGUCUUCGGUUUAUGGUUUGUUAGUUAGUCGGAGGAUGUUGCAGAAAAAGUGUGAAGCGUUUUCAGUGAUGUUAACAAAAUGAUAUGUACGUGUUACAAACCUUAACAAACGAACAUCCAAGGAUAUAAAAAGGUUAUUACUAUUACUGUCCCAAUGUAAAAAGUUAUUUGAAAAAAUGUUUUAGAGUGAAUGGAGCACAUUUGCAUUGUAUGGCAUAUGGGAAAGCCUUAAAGGGAUAGUUCAGCCAAAGAUUUGACUUUUUUUCUUCUGUAGAACACAAAAGUAAAUGUUCAGCAGAAUGUUACUCUCAGUCACCAUAAUUUCAUUGUAUGGAAAAAAGAUGCAAUAUAAGUGAAUGGUGACUGAGACUGACAUUCUGCCUGUCAUCUCCUAUUGUGUUCCAUGGAAAAAAGAAAGUCAUACAGAUUUGGAAUAACAUAAGGGUGAGUGAUGACAGAAUUGUCAUUUUUGGGCAAACUAUCUCUUUAAUAGUUUAAAAUAGUUUUGUAACUCUUGUGAGUUGUGAUUAUUAGUUUAUAAUUAGGGAUUUUACAGAAUUGACUCUUGUGCUCCAACAUAAUUAUAAUUAAGAUUAAAUUCCUAUCAUCUCAA
Messenger RNA from Myxocyprinus asiaticus (Chinese sucker), 1221 nucleotides. RefSeq names its product arachidonate 5-lipoxygenase-activating protein-like. Lineage: Eukaryota; Metazoa; Chordata; Actinopteri; Cypriniformes; Catostomidae. Gene Ontology annotation, cellular component: endoplasmic reticulum; membrane; nuclear envelope. The record is from RefSeq and is a predicted model, not a curated record. Gene Ontology annotation, biological process: leukotriene biosynthetic process. The coding region runs from base 92 to 565 and encodes 157 amino acids. The transcript has 5 exons. Gene Ontology annotation, molecular function: glutathione transferase activity; leukotriene-C4 synthase activity; enzyme activator activity.